Xylona heveae TC161 is the source of this 509-nucleotide messenger RNA. RefSeq lists its product as hypothetical. Lineage: Eukaryota; Fungi; Ascomycota; Xylonomycetes; Xylonales; Xylonaceae. The record is from RefSeq and is a predicted model, not a curated record. The transcript has a single exon. The coding region runs from base 107 to 406 and encodes 99 amino acids.
CUGUCUUCUUUUUCCUGUUCUCCUUUUUUUCUUUUUCUUUUUUUUACCACCUGCGUCAACAUUUGCAUUAUCUUUCUUCUGCCCUUCCCCUUUUUCUACUUCUUUGAUGCCUGGUUUUCUUGAUACCAACCGAGUGUGUAUCUCUUACUUUUUCUUUUCUUUUUUUUUUCUUUUUCUUCAUUGCUUUCUCUUUUUUUUUUUUUCGUACAGCGUGUCCUCCGUUUUAUCCCUUCUCCCGACUGCGUCUAUCACAUUACGCACCACUACCAUCAUCAUGCUAAUAAAAAAAGUUUUUCACUUUCAUUUUUUUUAUUUUUCAACAUUAGCGCCCGCGAAUUUAUGCACCAUUUUCUUUAUCAUUUCUCCCCUCUCCCGCUUCGUUCCCCGCCCCCUACAUUUUGUUUAAUCGUCCUCAAAGCUUUGCAUAUAUGUUAUUUAUCUCCUCUGGCGUGGGUUUUCGUCGUUGUAUUUUUUACGUAACCUUCUCAGCUGUUCCUUAUUUAUUCCCU